This is a messenger RNA of Ipomoea nil (Japanese morning glory), 3957 nucleotides long. RefSeq lists its product as uncharacterized. The transcript is spliced from 3 exons. Bases 1 to 3957 code for a protein of 1318 amino acids. Gene Ontology annotation, molecular function: RNA-DNA hybrid ribonuclease activity; nucleic acid binding. Lineage: Eukaryota; Viridiplantae; Streptophyta; Magnoliopsida; Solanales; Convolvulaceae. The record is from RefSeq and is a predicted model, not a curated record.
AUGAGUAUUUUAAGCUGGAAUUGUCGGGGGCUUGGCAACCUUACGGCAAUUCGAGUUCUAGCGGAUCUUGUCCGCUCAAAGAGGCCGCAAGUGGUUUUUUUAAUUGAGACGUUUGCAGAUAGUGUGAGGAUGGAGACCGUGCGUGUACAGUUGGGGUUUGCGAAUUUGUUCUGUGUUGAUGCUGAUGGUCACAGUGGGGGGUUGGCGAUGUUAUGGACAAGUAUGGUGCAACUACAGGUGACAGGCUAUUCUAGUAAUCAUAUUGAUACAACGAUAUCCUUGGAUGUAGACGCGCCCAUGUGGCAUUUUACUGGUUACUAUGGGUUCUCGGAUACGGGAAGGCGGAGAGAAGCCUGGCAGAUGCUGCGCCGGCUAGCGGGGGAAAGUCUUUUGCCAUGGGUGAUAAUGGGUGACUACAAUGACCUAUUGCACCAGUCUGAUAAAAGGGGGCGAGCUCCGCAUCCACCUUGGCAGAUAAACGGAUUUCGGGACGCGGUGGCUGACUGUGGGUUACUGGAGAUGCCCUUUGAUGGUGUCCAGUUCACUUGGACUCGCUCUCGGGGAUUGCUGAACAUGGUGGAGGAGAAGCUAGACAGAAUCUUUGUCACACCAACAUGGCAGGAGAUGUUUGAUGGAGCUACAGCCACCUCACUGGUAUGCCCUUAUUCUGAUCACCUACCCCUGUUACUGACUCCGGUUGUUGCUGUACAGACCACCAGAAGACGACGUUUCUUGUUUGACAAUAUGUGGCUUAGGGAGCACCGGUGUCGUGAGAUUGUGGCCAAAUCGUGGGAAGGAUCGAGGGGCCGGGAUGUCAUGACUAAAUUGCAGUGGUGUGGACGUGAUAUAUGGCGUUGGGGUAAGAAUUAUAACAAAGACUUCCUGAGACGUAUCGAAAACUGUAAGGCUACUAUGGAUGCUCUGCGGGAACGGUAUGAUAAUGAAGGGUUAAUGAGGUAUGCCAGAGCUGAGAAUGAAUUGUUGAGGCUGCUGGAGCAGCAACAUCUUUUCUGGAAACAACGUGCUAAGGAGCACUGGAGACGAAGGAACAAGGUUAAGAGGCUAAAGGAUGGUACGGGGAACUGGGUUGAGGGUGAGGAAGCCGUGGGUGGUGUGAUGCUAGAGUACUUUCAGACUUUGUUUAAAGCAGAUGAUGGGAACAUGCAAGAGGUUAUUAGAAAUAUCGCCUCACGGGUUUCUACUCAUGAUAACGCAAGAAUGUUAAAACCAGUGACUGCAGAGGAGGUCCGUAUUGCGGUGUUCCAAAUGCACCCGGAUAAGUCGCCAGGUCCAGAUGGGUUAGGGCCGGGGUUUUUUCAGCAGUACUGGGAUAUUGUAGGACCGGAGGUUACUUUGUUCUGCCGGGAGUUUGUUGAGACGGCACACUUACCGGAAAGGGCGAGAAACACAUAUAUUGUGCUCAUUCCCAAAAAGACAGUCCCGGAGUCGAUGGGGGAUUUGAGGCCCAUUGCGCUUUGUAAUGUGGUGUAUAAAAUCGCGGCAAAAGUGUGCGCGAACCGUAUGAAAGUCUUACUGGAUGGGCUGAUUUCGGGGUCGCAGAGCGCGUUUGUGCCGGGGCGCCUGAUAACGGAUAAUGUUAUGUUAGCAUACGAGGUCCAUCAUUACUUGAAACGAAAAACACAGGGGAAGGAGGGGGUGGCCGCGUUGAAGAUUGAUAUGAGUAAGGCGUAUGAUCGGGUGCAGUGGCGCUUUCUGGAGGCAGUUUUGGUUAAAAUGGGGUUUGCCAGGCAUUGGGUAAACGUGCUGUUGGAGUCUGUAAGCGCGGUUCGGUACCACAUAUUAUAUGAGCAACGGGAGUUGGGCCCGAUUGUUCCAAAGUGUGGGUUGAGACAAGGCGAUCCACUAUCGCCGUAUUUGUUUCUGUUCGUUGUGGAGGGCCUUAGUGUGCUGAUUGAAGAGGAAAUGAGUAUGGGCAGAUUGCAUGGGGCACGGGUUGCAAGAGGGGCUCCCGCGAUUUCACAUUUGUUGUUCGCGGAUGACUGCUUUCUGUUCUUGCGUGCUAAUAUUCAGGAGAGUGAACGGAUGCGCUACAUUCUUGACACUUACGCAACAGCUGCCAAUGUCUCACAGCCGGUUAGGGACGGGGUCGUACAGAUCCUAGGGGUCGCGGAGGGCAAUACGACUGGCAAGUAUUUGGGUCUACCAUCACUGGUAGGACGGAAGAAGAGGGAGAUACUUGGGUAUUUGAAGGAACGGAUUUUAACGAGGGUGCGCAGCUGGAACUCUAAAUUUCUCUCACGGGCAGGCAGGGAAGUGUUGUUGAAGAAUGUCAUCCAAGCAAUGCCAUCAUAUGCUAUGAUGGUAUUUUUGUUACCACUUAGCUUGUGUAAGGAGAUAGAGACUUUAAUGAAUGAGUAUUGGUGGACUGGCUCUGUGGGUUUCGGGAAGGGUAUAAGGUGGCGUGCAUGGGAAGGAUUGGCACAACCCAAGGCAGCUGGGGGGCUGGGGUUCAGGAAACUUCACGAGAUGAACCUGGCCCUGCUCGGUAAGCAAGCGUGGCGUCUCGUAACCAGGCCGCAGACGCUGGUAGCACGUGUGUAUAAGGCGCGUUAUUUCCCAAGAUGUGCUUUCUUUGAUUCAAAAGAGGGGUCAAACCCGUCUUACAUUUGGAGGGGGUUGCUUGCGGUCAAAGAUGUGGUGCGGGAGGGGUGCCGUCGAAGUAUUGGUAAUGGGCUUGACACAACCAUAGGGAACCAUGCGUGGCUGCCAUGUGAGGACAAUCCGUUCAUCACAACAGCGCUGACUGAGGAGGUAGCUUUGGCCUCGGUUGCAUCGCUCCUAAAUAAUCAAGGUACGGGGUGGGAUGUUAAUAAGGUUACUAAUUUAUUUAAUGCCCGGGAUGUGUCUAUGAUCAUGAAUAUACCUGUAAGUUUGCGUAAACCUUCAGAUUCUUGGUAUUGGUACUGGGAUCAGAAAGGAGCCUAUACCGUUAAGUCAUGUUAUAAACGUCUGAAUGGUGCGGUUGCUGACCAGCGGCCCUGGACACGUAUUUGGAAUUUAGGUGUGCCACCUAAAGUACGACACUUUGGUUGGCAGCUAGCAAAUUCUUUUUUGCCGACCUGUGAUGCACUUAAUUCUAAGCGGGUGUAUUGCUCAUUAAUGUGUCACGUGUGUAGGAUGGAAGACGAGAGUGCAAGACAUAUGUUUGCUAUAUGUACAGAGGUGCAAGGUUGUUGGACUAAGCUUGGGAUUCCGGUGAUGAGCAUUGAACAUGGUAAUACUGCCUCACAAUGGUUUUUAAAUAAUGUUAAGAUGCUAACUGGUGACUUGCUAGCAAAAUAUGUGAUGACAUGUUGGGGUAUUUGGACAAGUAGGAAUGAGAAUGUUUGGAAUGGGAUUGUUUUUAAUGCUAAUGUUAUGCUACGUAGGACCAUGAAUUUUUUGGAAAAUUGGGGACAAGCGCAGGAGGGGUCUGAACCGCCGGAUGAAAUUGUGGUUGUUAAUAAUACAAGGUGGUUGCCUCCGCCAGUUGGGAAGUUAAAGCUGAAUUCGGAUGCUACUGUUAAUUUGCCGGCCGGUGCAAUGGGUUAUGGUUGGGUGCUACGGGGGGAUGAUGGAUCAUUUUUUGCGGCGAAGAACGUGCGGGUGUCUGGAACGUAUAGCAUCAAGGAAGCUGAGGCAAUGAGUUUACGAGAGGCUUUAAGUUGGUUAAAGAACACGGGCAUGGGUGGUGUUGUAGUGGAGAUAAAUUCACAGCUUGUAUAUAAUGCUAUUCUUUCUAGUUCUUUUAAUUCUGCUUAUGGCUUUCUAGUGGACGAUAUUAAAGAAUUAGCAUCGGCAAUUGGCGAUGUAGAAUUCCAAUGUGUUAGGCGAUUUGCGAACUGUGCCGCCCAUGUUGUUGCUAGGGAGGCCUUUUCUGUGGCAGGUUGCGGGGAAUGGUUUGAUAUUCCUCCGGUUUUUCUUGUUAGCUAUCUCGCUAAUGAUUUAAUACAAUAA